AUGGUUCCGAAACUCUACUGCACCCCAGAGUCUGGGAACUGCUACAAAGUCCGACUUCUCGCCAGCUUACUCGACGUCCAGCUGGAACAAGUGCACGUGGAUUUCUUCAAGUUGCAACACCGCUCGCCGGAAUUCCUGGCCAUCAACCCUCGGGGCGAGCUGCCGACUCUGGUCGAUCAAGGGAAAGUCUUCAACGAUUCCAGCGCGAUUCUCAUUUAUCUCGCGGGGACGAACGCGGAUCGAGGUUCCAAAGCAGUGCCCUCGAGCUACUGGUCUUCCGACGUCGUGGAACAGGCCUCGAUCGUGGACUGGCUCGCCUUCACGGCCAGCUGGAUCCACUUCGGACUCUGCAAAGCCAGAGCGAUUGUAUCGUUCAAUUGGCCGGCGAACGCCAGCGAGGAGGUCAUUGCGGAGACGAAGGAAAGGGGAGUGAAAUCGCUUGAGAUUCUGGAGAAGAGGCUAGAAAAGGAGCAAUGGUUGGCUCUGUCACGGCCGACCGUCGCCGAUGUGUCGAUAUUUGUCUACGUUGCUUUGGCGCAUAUGGGCGACAUCUCGUUGGACCCGUACCCCGCGGUGAAGGCGUGGGUGGAAAGGAUGCAAGGGCUGCCCGGAUUCGUUCCGCUUGAUGGCUUGGACAAGGCGAUGCACUAGACCUGAGAUGCAGGAUGCCCGCCCCAUGCGAACGGAGGUUUUGCAUCCUCAAACACGCUCGGAAAAUAAAAUGUGGUCGUCAUUGUAUAGAC
Cladophialophora immunda is the source of this 743-nucleotide messenger RNA. RefSeq lists its product as uncharacterized. The transcript has a single exon. Lineage: Eukaryota; Fungi; Ascomycota; Eurotiomycetes; Chaetothyriales; Herpotrichiellaceae. Bases 1 to 651 code for a protein of 216 amino acids. Gene Ontology annotation, molecular function: glutathione transferase activity. The record is from RefSeq and is a predicted model, not a curated record. Gene Ontology annotation, biological process: glutathione metabolic process.